CACACACACACACACACAGACUCAGGCUGCAUCCUCCCCUCUCCACUUCCACCUUCACUCUCACCUCUCUGCUCCUCUCGUCUCCUUUCAUUUCAUCACCUACUAACACACAUCAUCUCUCACACAUCUCCACCGUCUGUUGUCUCCCUCUCCCUUCACACUCUCUCAUCCAUCUCUCCCCCUUUCCCUCCUCUUUCUCAGACAGUCAACCUUGCUGUCUCACACAAAUGAACCUGUACACACACUCGUGCUGAUUGGCGGCCAAGGACAGAGCACCCAUAGCGGCUACCAGACAGUUUGCACGCUUGGCCGGUCUUUUUGACACUGAGCUCAGCUGAGGAAGAGGACGAGACCAUGGAGCACAGCCACAUCUUCCCUGUUUUUUCCCCAAACGGGAGCACCUGGAGCCCAGGGCAGUAUCCCCCUGAGGUUGCCCAGGGAUGCCCUCUUGGACCACUGCCUGUCAUCUACUACAGUGUCCUGCUCUGUCUCGGCCUGCCGGCCAACAUCCUGACAGUGGUUAUCCUGUCCCAGCUGGUGCUGCGUCGUCAGAAGUCCUCCUACAACUAUCUGCUGGCUCUGGCAGCCGCUGACAUUCUAGUCCUACUCCUGAUUGUUUUUGUCGACUUCAUAUUGGAGGACUUCAUUUUGGUUGUGCCGCUGCCUCCGUCAUUAAACAAUGCAGUGCAGGUCCUGGAGUUCUCCUCCAUUCACACCUCCAUCUGGAUCACCGUGCCUUUGACCAUUGACCGCUACAUCGCUGUUUGCCACCCGCUGCGCUACCACACAGUCUCCUACCCAGCUCGCACACGAAGGGUGAUAUUUGCAGUUUAUAUUGGGUGUCUGCUGUCUGCAGCUCCUUAUUACUGGUGGCCUGAGCUAUGGCACAGCCUACCAGGAAUGGGCAGCGAUGGUGGUGGAGCAGGAGGAGGAGAGAGCAACAGAACGGUGGCCCAACAUGUUCUUGUGUGGGCCCACUGUGCUACCGUCUACCUCCUUCCUUGCACCGUCUUCUUCUCCCUUAAUGCUGUCAUUGUGCGCAAGCUCCGCAAACGCCGCAGCUGUUUCCGCCUCCGUGGUUACUCUACUGGCAAAACCACCGCCAUUCUCCUCGCUAUAACGUCCAUCUUUGCUGUUCUGUGGGCACCACGCACCCUCAUGAUCCUCUACCAUUUCUACUCCCCGCCUCCAGCCACACAAGAUGCUGGUCGACUGCUGCACAUGCUCACGGAUCUGGCAAACAUGCUAGCACUGCUCAACACUGGUGUCAACUUUUUCCUCUACUGUUUCAUCAGCAAGCGUUUCAGGGGCAUGGCAGCUAACGUGCUGAGAGCGCUGGUCCACUGCCGAAAGCAGCCAACGCCGUUCUACGCCAGCCACAACUUCUCCAUCACAAGCAGUCCCUGGAUCUCACCAGCCAACUCUCACUGCAUCAAGAUGUUUGUGUACCAGUAUGACAAAAACGGAAAGCCUAUCUGUAUCUCCUCUUGAGUAUUCAGCCACCAGCAGCAGCCCCCACCCUCAAUCCUGGGAAAACAUAUUUUGGGAUUUGUCUCUGUGGUGAUCAGCUUUGCCCACAUGAGACUCUUUGAGGCUCUAAAAUGUCAACAAGCCCAGAGAGAACAGAGGUGUGACUAGCUCUCAUAACAAAGUGACAGCCUAGCAAGGUGGAAAAGCAGACAGCCGACGUGUGCUUGGGAGGCCUUUCAUGUCCAAUAAACUGAUUGUUUCCGACAAGCAAAAAAAAAAAAAGGUGCGUCACUGAGUGCUGCUCGAGUGAGUGACUGAUCAAAAAGGUUAACACCGUCAUCCAUCACUGACUUUAUUUGCCAACAUUUCUAAUUGUGCUAUGGUAUAAACUAGAUGAAACCUCGGUGAAGCAUCAACUGGUUGGUGACAUUGGUUCCUUUAUGGACACUCGCUCAUGUACACGGCUGCCAAACGGUGAAGUGACUUGAACAGCUGCGUCUUCGUUCCAUGGGGAGUCAUUUCCACACAGCAAAGAUCCAGUCAGAGUCCGGGCAUUAAACACCUCACCUGAUGGGGUGAGUCACUCAGGCAGAGCCAACGACAGUGUGUCCACUGCCUGUAUAACUGACUGUCUCUCAAGUAAUGUACAUCAGUGCUGUCAAUUCCAGUUUAAUAUGCAGAGGAGACUCAAAGGCAUGAUAAAUGGGGCUUUCAUUAAACAGCCCUGACUGACGUUAACUCAUGUGUUUGAUGAUCACAUCAUAGCAGGGCAGGUUACCUACAGACGAGACUCGCUAAGAAAGAACAAGUCAUCCCACAUCCAAGCUCACAGAUUGUUGUAGGAUGAGUAGGUGCUUUGCUUAUUGUUUGUAAAAUAUUUAUUAAUGGUAAACUUGACUGUUACUGUAGUUUCAUAAAAGACACAAUAUGUCUUGGGUGCCAUUGUGUCUCCAAGGUCAUUAAUGUUGUAAUCAUAUUUCCAAUAUUAGGAAGAGGAAAUUUUUGCUGUUAGUAGAUAGUCCUCUAUUGACUAUUAAUGGUCUAUGAUGACUUACUGUUAGCCAUUACCUUGUUGAAUAUGAUGAAUGUAAAUCAGCAUCUGUCCAACCCUUUAGCUGUCUGAGACUGAGAGACGAGAGAGAUGGAGAGGGCAGAGAAUUCUGCUCACUUCAGCUUUGUUUCUCCUUUCCAAGACUUUCUGUACCAUGAUACAACAGUGUGUUUGGUCUCAGGGCAACAGAGGCACAAACUCAGCUCUACCUUUUCUCCUGCUGCACGGCUGUCCAGUAACAUGUAACAUCAAAACAGUGGCAUGCAUCAGCUCUGGCUCAGCGCUCUCACUGUUUGGCAUCUCAACCAAGCAAAAAUUGAACAACACGCUAACACACAUUGUACUGUAUUGACAGAGUAUGACAGAGUACAUUCAAAUCAAUCCACAUCCAUUCUGCAGACUAUUUGUUUCACCAGAGGUCCAGAGGUGUACAUCUCUCCUUUAAGAUUGAUGCUACAUGACGUACGCCCAGAUGAUCUUACUCCAACCACUCCACCACCCAGCUGCAAGACAUGCUUAUGCCAUCAAAUGUCCAGGUUUUUUGCAGUAGAAUCACUGGAAAAAUGUUCAUGGACACUUUUAUUCUGACCUGUUGCAGUCUUCUUAAUGUAAAUGUGCAGGGAGAGAACCGUUAUACCAUUAUAUUGGGACAAUACAGAGUGAUGAUAGGCCUAAUGAGUGUGUGCUUAUUUGGUAAUGGCUUAAAUGUAAUGGAUAUUAAUAUACAUGUAAAAUUCACACACAGCACACACACAGCAUUGAAUCUGAUGAAUGUCUGUCUGUGUACGUGUAAUUGAUAAUCCAACUUUAGUUUGACUCUCAGACAUUUGACACACUUAAGGAAAUGUCUGCAGCUCCCAUAUCUGACUUAGUGCCUCAUUUCAGCCAUUGUCUGUUCAACAUCAUUUAACCAAAAUUGAAUACAUAUAGUAUUUAACCAGUAGUGCACCGUGGAUUCAGAUGGAUUAUAUAUGACAUACAGUAAUAUUUAGUCUCUGAAUCAGGGGCCAAUGAUCUGGGGGCCACUGAGCAUCUAGUCUGAUCAGAAAGGGGCAGGUCAAGCAAAAGUUGUAUUGUUUGGGGAAGGAGAUAUAAGCUCAAAAUGAUAUCACAAUAUUCCAUCCUGAUAUUGCAGUAUUGAUAUUCAUAAAGAUAUUACACAGGCUACAAUGGAAUUGAUUUUGGGGCUGCAUUUGGCCCACCAGCCAAAAGUUUGAGACCUAUGUUCUUAAUAUUAGCCCCCAUAAUGAAAUCAUGCGAAAAUUUGAAUGAAAGCAAUGGAAAACAGAAAGCCACAUUACUGAUGGAUGAGAAAAUCAUAUUAAUAUUAUAAAAGUAUUGUUAUAUUUGACUCUUAAUUCAGCAAGUGUUUGGUAUUUAACAUACAAGUUAAGUAGAUGUUAACUUAAGUGUGUGCAAUGGUCUAUAACAUCACAUUAAAUAUGAAAUUAACCGAGAUUCAUACUAAUAGACCCAUUAUGUAAAAAUAUUUAUUUUUCAGUUAGAGCUACAUUAAUCACGAUAAGUGCUGAAUUUGCACAAAUUCCAGCUGCUGGUUUAUGUGAUAUUUUUCCAAUCAAUGAUUAACCAGAUUCUCCCAGUCUCCCUCUCGUCUCUGUUCAGUUGGCACUCAGGCUACAAUUCCACUCUCAAUUCCUAUCCCAUUGUUGCACACAAAUUGAUUUUCUUCAGGACUGCUAAAUGAAUGAAGGCGCACUGGUUGCCAAAUGCUCCACACCCUCUUUUGCCCAUAAAAUCCCACUUGUCCCUUAUUCCUCGCAUUUUAUGACAAAUAAACUUUGCUCAAAGUGGAUUUCACCUAAGUUCCCUCUUUGUUUUACAUUAAGUGAUUAUCUUGAGGUUGUUUGCACAUAAGGUUUGCUCUUUGACUUCAUAUCAGAAAAUUGAUCCAUGUAUUUGGGGGAGGCCGAGGUGGGGGUGGUGUGUGUGUGUGUGUGUGUGUUAAGCAGCUGGAUGUUGAGUAUUAUUUGAUGGAGAUGAACUACCAACAUGUCUAUAACCAGUAAUCACUUGGCUCCUUGACCAGUCACCCGUCAAUUUCAUUUCCUUUAGUGUAAAGGCAGCAAAAUAAGUGCUUUCAUGCUAAUCACUACUUUGUAAUGAUCAGUGCUGCGAUCAUUAGCGAAAAUCAGAUCAUAAAAGCAAAUUCGGGCUACAGCCCAAGGAGCUCAUUCCAGAUCAUUGUUGCCAUGACAUUGGUUUCUCCUGUGAACCCCAUCCAGUGUUUCAGCCAUGUUAAUGUGACAUUUGUGAGACAACCAAUGCCCUCAUUCCCGCAGCCUCCAGGGAACGAGGCAAACAUGCUGGGAAACCAAAGCAGAAGGUUGAGUCGGAGGUGUCACAUGCAGGUGUUCCUCUGCCUCCCACAUGAGGUGUGUGUUUGUCUGUGUAUGUGUGUGUGGUUGUUGCCAAGAAAUCUUCCUCAUUAUAAGGGGAGGAAAAUAUCAGGAUCUUCAGUCCAAUAUUAAAAAGAUGACCAAACAUGAAUCACACAGAGGGGAAAAAUGUUUUCUUUGUAUUUCUCACACAUCCUGCACUCCUCAAUUUCCCCUCUGUCUCUCUUGACCUGCUUAGCCCACAGAGUGUGUAUACAUGUCUGUCUGUGGUUGUCAGGAAACAUUUUCAAACGAUUGGCAAGUGUCUUCACGACCACAGUCAAGCAAGCGUGUGUGUGUACACAAAACCCGUUAUUAGACAGAGAGAUGCUUUAAAAUGUGUAAUGUAUAUGAAAUCAAAUAUUUAUUAAUACUCAGUCCUGAUGAAUUUAAUUACAAUUUAGCACAGUGUCACAAUGUAUCCAUGAAUUGAAUGUACAACUGAUGCUUCUGGCAUUUUAUGUUGGUUUUUUAUUUAGUUUUUUUUUGUAUUUUCUACACAAUGACCUUUUUUGAGUAGACUUUUACCUUUCUCCAUGGCAGUGUUUAAAAACAGUAUUUUCUGAUUGUACUGGAGUGAUUAUAUGCUUGCAAAAUUAAUUAAUUUCCUCCUAAUGAAUGUAUUGAUUGUGUAAAAAAGUAUGCAUUAACUUGUCAUGAGAAAGUACACAGAAAAGUAUUGGUUAAUUUCAAUAUUUUUGAUCAAAGAAAUAAAGGAUCUCGAAGAAUUGAUGUA
This is a messenger RNA of Solea senegalensis (Senegalese sole), 5653 nucleotides long. It is a transcript of the gene gpr139, whose product is annotated as G protein-coupled receptor 139. The coding region runs from base 355 to 1491 and encodes 378 amino acids. Gene Ontology annotation, cellular component: membrane. The record is from RefSeq and is a predicted model, not a curated record. The transcript is spliced from 2 exons. Gene Ontology annotation, biological process: G protein-coupled receptor signaling pathway. Gene Ontology annotation, molecular function: neuropeptide receptor activity. Lineage: Eukaryota; Metazoa; Chordata; Actinopteri; Pleuronectiformes; Soleidae.